Messenger RNA from Laccaria bicolor S238N-H82, 996 nucleotides. RefSeq lists its product as uncharacterized. NCBI's taxonomy places the organism in Eukaryota, Fungi, Basidiomycota, Agaricomycetes, Agaricales, Hydnangiaceae. The record is from RefSeq and is a predicted model, not a curated record. The coding region runs from base 1 to 996 and encodes 331 amino acids. The transcript has a single exon.
AUGAUACCAACGGUUCAAAAUCAAGCUAUGCUGCAGCAACAAGGCAUCGCCGGGAAGCCAACCGCAGAGAUGGUCAAAGCUCUCCAAGACGCACAACUAAAUUUUCUAUCGUGGCAAGAUUCACCCCUGCUGUCUUCCAGACCUAUCUGCCGCACGAGCUUCGAGUCCGACCGAAGUUCUCUGCAUUCGAUAUCUGGUGGACGGCCCUUCGUUCGCCCACUCCCCGCGAUCCCACACCCAUCUGCCGCUGCACAUUUACCAGCACCGCGUUCAGCCCCUCCGACGUUUUGGGAUAAACCGGUUGUUCACCAAUCGCAAACACAACUUUCCCCACGUCCACUUCCUCCGCUGCCCCCGCUGUCGCCUGUACCGUCCUCUGAUGGCAAGGAGUCCUUCUUAGCUUGUGACCCCCCGUCACCGUGCCCCGUUUAUUUUACCUCGCCUUUUGACGAAAAUUUUGAGGAUGGGUGCAAGUCGACUUUACCCUCCUUUUUUCCACCGAAGCUGGAUUCGGUAUGGGCCUAUGCGGAUAGUGGUGUUCCCCCAGAAGUUCCUUCCCCGACGACGGCUCAGCGGAGACGCGUUGCUAAAUUGCGACGACAUUUAGGAGAGAGCGUGGUUGACCUUUUGGUUGAUCGUGGCGACACUCCCCAGCUCGGUGCAGGCCACUCGAGGUCGAUGUCCCUUUUAGGUUCGUCGGCUGACCACGGGGGUUAUUCCUCUAUAAUCAACCACUGCCGUUCUGCACAUGGACAUGGGGCCAAUUCUGCGGAGACGAGUGAGGAUGAGGAAGAGUUUGAGGAUGUGGUAUCUCAGGAACAUGAGGGUGAGGAAGAGGGCGAGCAAGCGGAUUACUCGUGGAUCUUAUCGAAUGGGAGGGUUGUCCAGACUUCCCGUAGGAAUCGAUAUAGGAAGAAAUGGGUCUUUGAGAAGGGAGGUCGGAGAUGGGUUGUGGAUGGUUAUGAAGAGGUCCUUCAUGCUUUGCGGACGUUGUAG